Cinclus cinclus is the source of this 819-nucleotide messenger RNA. RefSeq names its product transmembrane protein 50A (gene TMEM50A). Gene Ontology annotation, biological process: protein targeting to vacuole; late endosome to vacuole transport via multivesicular body sorting pathway. The record is from RefSeq and is a predicted model, not a curated record. The transcript is spliced from 6 exons. Lineage: Eukaryota; Metazoa; Chordata; Aves; Passeriformes; Cinclidae. Bases 75 to 548 code for a protein of 157 amino acids.
CGGUCCCCGGGCCGUGCCGCUCUCCGGUUUCCUGUCCGGACGGAGCUCCCUUUUCCUCCCGCAGUUGUUGAACCAUGUCCGGCUUCCUGGAGAGCCUGCGGUGCUCCGAGUGCGUGGACUGGGGCGAGAAGCGCAACACCAUCGCCUCUGUGGCCGCGGGGGUGCUGUUUUUCACAGGCUGGUGGAUCAUCAUCGAUGCUGCUGUGAAAUACCCUCAAGUGGAAGACUUCAACCAUUCCUACCACGCCUGUGGAGUCAUAGCCACCAUUGCAUUCCUGAUGAUCAACGCCGUGUCCAACGGGCAGGUGCGGGGGGACAGCUACAGCGAGGGCUGCCUGGGCCAGACAGGGGCUCGCAUCUGGCUCUUCCUUGGCUUCAUGAUGGCUUUUGGGUCCCUCAUUGCUUCCAUGUGGAUCCUUUUUGGGGGGUACGUGGUUAAAGAAAAACCAGUGGUGUACCCAGGAAUAGCUGUGUUUUUCCAGAAUGCAUUCAUCUUUUUUGGGGGCCUGGUGUUCAAGUUUGGUCGCACAGAGGAUUUGUGGCAGUGAACCCCCCUGGAGUGCCCUGGGCUUUAACUGCACCCCCCCAAAGUUUUGUAAAACCAUUUUGUAAACCUUCCAUCGUGUCGAAAGAGAAAUCAAGGAAAGCUGAAAGCACUAAAUCCAGCUCUAUUCUGGUUAUUUUUUUUACUCUUGUACGUCCACUUCAGUGUUGUGGUGUUUUUGAGAAAUGUAAAAUUGCUACAAACAACGGUGGAGUCACUUUUCUAAAAUGAUGUUUGUUACAAAUAAAAGGUGAGUGGAAUAUGGAUGUAUUUAA